AUAUGCUCUCAUAUCAUACGUCAACUUUAAAAAACAUUUCUUCUCAUUCGUCCGCUAGCUAGUCCCAGUCUCUCUCUCUCCAUAACUAUGGAUAUCAAAUUUUCUUCACUAGGGUUUCUAAUCUCACUCUUCUUCAUUGUUACUUUUCUUGCACCACAAGUCAAAUCUAGGGCUUUCUUCGUCUUUGGUGACUCUCUCGUCGACAAUGGAAACAAUGAUUACCUCGUCACCACUGCCCGUGCUGACAAUUACCCGUAUGGUAUCGACUACCCGACCCGUAGACCCACCGGACGUUUCUCUAACGGUCUUAACAUUCCCGACAUUAUCAGUGAGGCUAUAGGCAUGCCGUCCACAUUACCGUACCUUAGCCCGCAACUCACCGGAGAGAAUCUUCUCGUCGGCGCUAAUUUCGCCUCCGCCGGAAUUGGAAUCCUCAACGACACUGGAAUUCAAUUCAUAAACAUAAUUAGGAUCUUCAAACAGUUCGAAUACUUCGAACAGUACCAGCAACGAGUGAGUGCAUUGAUCGGACCAGAAGCUACACAACAGCUGGUUAACCAAGCUCUUGUCUUAAUCACACUCGGUGGUAAUGAUUUCGUCAACAAUUAUUAUCUAAUUCCGUUUUCAGCUCGUUCUCGCCAAUUCGCAUUACCGGACUAUGUUGUGUAUCUCAUUUCCGAAUACGCAAAGAUUCUCAGAAGACUCUAUGAACUGGGUGCAAGACGAGUUUUAGUAACUGGAACUGGUGCGAUGGGAUGUGCACCCGCGGAACUGGCUCAGCAUAGCCGAAAUGGCGAGUGCUAUGGCGCCCUCCAAACAGCAGCCGCUUUGUUCAAUCCUCGAUUAGUUGAUUUGAUCGCAUCAGUCAAUGCUGAAAUUGGUCAAGACGUUUUUGUGGCUGCCAAUUCCUAUCAAAUGAACAUGGAUUAUCUAUCUAAUCCGGAACAAUUCGGGUUUGUGACAUCGAAGGUGGCAUGUUGUGGACAAGGACCAUACAAUGGCAUAGGACUAUGCACGCCAGUCUCGAAUUUGUGUCCUAACAGAGACAUAUAUGCGUUUUGGGAUGCGUUUCACCCGACAGAGAAAGCCAAUAGGAUCAUUGUUAAUCAAAUCCUGACCGGCUCCGCCAAGUAUAUGCACCCUAUGAACCUUAGCACCGCCAUGCUCUUGGAUUCUUCAAGAAUCUAGUUUUAAGUGUGAUUUCUUUCAGGCAAAUGUCAAGGUCAUCCUUUCUUUUGUAGUUUGCAUUGUUGUUGCUGUGUCGAUUAUUAAGUUUGAUGGCAAUAAUUAGUUCAAUUAAGAGAGUUUUUAUUUGUCGUGGAUGUGGUCGGGGAUACCUUUGCUUGUUGUACUCUCUCGGUUAGCUUAGUUUUAGUGCUUUUUGGUGUGUGUCCAAAUUAUCAUGUAAUAUUUUGAGUGAUUGAUAUAUGGUUUUCUUUCCUAGAUGA
Camelina sativa (false flax) is the source of this 1448-nucleotide messenger RNA. RefSeq names its product GDSL esterase/lipase LTL1. Gene Ontology annotation, molecular function: hydrolase activity, acting on ester bonds. NCBI's taxonomy places the organism in Eukaryota, Viridiplantae, Streptophyta, Magnoliopsida, Brassicales, Brassicaceae. The record is from RefSeq and is a predicted model, not a curated record.